CUAUUCAAAUGAUAAGGUCAAUUUCGGAUCAUUCAGUUUUCUUUGAAUAUAGACAUUUCCAUUGCAAUAAAUUUCUGUGCUACACUAACCGUAUUAGAAAGUAAGAUUUACUCGUUCCCUAGUAAUGAAUUGCCCAUCGAAGAGUAAGUAGACUUGUACUAAAAGCUCAGUUGACGCAUCGAAAUUAAAGUCAAUCAUAUCUAAUUGUCUCAUUUUUCACACUUUUGUUAGGGUUAACGGCUAGUGAAGAAACGAGUGUUACUAUUACUACUUUUGACGCUCGUUGGGUAAGUGCAAUAGCAAGCUUACGUCUCAUAAUAUGUUAAUAGUUACACUAAGUCCCUCUGGUUCUUUGGUAACGUCAGAGAAACCCCAUAAGUAACAAAGAAAAAUUAGCCUGUUUCUGGCUUGACGCUUCUCCGGAAACUCUAGAAGAAACAUCGUCGUUGGUUCGUGAGUACGCUAGACAGGGACAACCAGUGGGGAGCACGAGGCUCAAGGUGGACACUUGUGUUAAGAUGACACCCGUGGUGCUGAAAAAUUGCAGCCGUGUGAUUGGUGUAGCUUUCUUACCACGCCUGCUCAGGUAGUGAGGUCCAAAUUCUAGGAGAGAGCGCCCACAUCCUGCAUUCGAUCUAUAUAACGCGCCUCUCUAUCUCUCUUCGGAGAGCUAACACAACGAGACGCCCGGCAUUUCCCCGAGUUUCUUUAGCCAUUCAUUUUUCAGAGCAGUUACAGCAAUGAGUCCUAGCAGACGCGUACUGUCAGUAGCAUUUCUUCUGCUAUUAUUCAUGUAUCUUCCUCGGACAGCUCUCUCUCGGUCGGUCACUUCAUCUUAUCACCCGCCGGACAAUGGAAACGACACGAAUGCUUUAAACAAGCUUUUGCAAGUGUUCGGAAUGGAGCAUCCAGGUCGACGCGAGCGACAUGCUGCUCCUCCGCAGUUCAUGCUUGACCUGUAUAACGCCAUAGCGGACAGUAGAGGAGAAGUCACAAGAACAGCUAAUCCAUACAGUGCAAAGAUCAUCCGCAGUUUCCCCGAUAAAGAUCUGGAUAACCCGCUGCACUUUUAUUUCAACAUGACGUCUAAUGUCCCUAAAAAUGAACGGAUACUGGAGGCUGAGCUGCAUGUUUAUAAAGUGAAACCGAAACCUAAAACAGAAGAGUCACAUCAGGAUCCACGAUCUCAUUUGCUUGAGGUGCAGGUGUACCAAAUAAUGCUUCCCGAAACAAUCAGCAAAAAAGAAAGAAACAAACUGUUGGCUACACGUCGUAUCAGUGUCCACUCUGUAGGCUGGGAGGUCUUCUAUGUUAAACCUGCUGUUCUGGAAUGGCUACAAGGGAAGAGCCCAAACCUGGGUUUUCUUGUUACCGCAAGGACGAUGACUGGUGAAAGAGUCCGGAACGGAGUUCUACGGUUUGCUAAACGGCAUCAGCAUCACGUGAACAAACAGCCAAUCCUGGUCCUUUUCAAUGAUGAUAGUACACCUAGGGAAAACAUACAACUUCCAGAUGCUAAAAGUUGGGGUAUGUGCUAAUCCUGAAUAAACAAAUGUGAAAUGGGCAGCAACUACCUAGUUUGGAGUGGCACCUGUAGAAAAAGUCUUCGAUCAUUA
Molecule: messenger RNA, 1616 nt
Organism: Limulus polyphemus (Atlantic horseshoe crab)
Lineage: Eukaryota; Metazoa; Arthropoda; Merostomata; Xiphosura; Limulidae
Product: bone morphogenetic protein 2-like
Exons: 5
Coding region: 741-1538 (265 amino acids)
Biological process (GO): SMAD protein signal transduction
Cellular component (GO): extracellular region
Molecular function (GO): cytokine activity
Source: RefSeq, a predicted model, not a curated record